CAGUGACAUAGGUAAUAGUGGAUUUCAAGCUAUUCUCUCGUCUUUACCAGAUUCAUUAAUUGUAUUACACUUUACACAUAAUUGUCUAGAUGCAAAAAUUUUACCUUGGUUUGAGAAUUUUAUCAAAACUCAUCCAAAGAUUAAAGAUGUUUCUCUCGAAAAUAAUCCUAUAACUCUUAACAGUGCACCUAAAUUAGAUGUAGCUGGUUUGAUAGAUCAAAUAUUAAAAAUUACAAAUGCAAAUCAGUGUAAUUGUUAUUUGGAAAUCUACACAAAGAUCCAAGAUAUAAUUGCUGAAACAACGCGUUGCAUUUGGUUACCUAGAGAGCAUAGACGAGAUUAUGAUUUACUCGAAUUAUACAAUGAAAUGAAGAAAAAUCCAACGAAAUAUUGGUCAAUAAAUAUGAGAUCUAAUUCUAAUAUGUCACUUAAUGCAUAUAAUAUUUUUCUUGAUAUUCUUAAUUGUGAUAUUCGUGUUGCUGAACUUUAUCUUGGAGAGGAUGAUAUGAACGAAGAAAUGCAAAAAUAUUUUUUCAAAGAUUUUCGUGAUAAUAAUACAGUGGAACAUUUGGAUAUAUCACACAAUAAACUUUGCAGUCAAGCUAUGAAAUAUAUUGGAUCUUUUUUAAAACAUAGCUCCAAAACUUGCGUAUUUACAUUACGUAAAUGUCAAAUUGAUAGUGAAGGAAUUCGUUAUUUAUGCAAAGGCUUGUCUGAAAGCCGUUUAUAUAGUUUAUCUUUAAUUAAUAAUCCACUUGGUAAUGAUUCCUGCGCAAGACUUUUUUCAUCUAUUCCUCCUUCAUUGAAGUCAUUAUCACUUUGGGGUGAUGACAUACCUGAGUCAUCCUUACAAACAAUUAUUGAUUUUUUGAAUACAAAUAAAACAUUAGAAACACUUAAUCUGAAGUUCAAUCCAGUUUAUGAUAAGCAUGUCGAUCAAUUAGAACAAAUAGCAAAACAAAAUGGUAUUUGCAAAUAUGCCACACAUCCUGAAUAA
Molecule: messenger RNA, 997 nt
Organism: Adineta steineri
Lineage: Eukaryota; Metazoa; Rotifera; Eurotatoria; Adinetida; Adinetidae
Source: the annotation of a GenBank genome assembly